CGCUGGCCCCUCGGAGAGCUCCCGCAGCGGGCGCUCGCGCGGGGGGGGGGGGGGCGGCGGGCGGCGGGCGGCGCCGGGCUGCCGCCGUGCGGGGGAGGGGCGCGGCAGCAAGUGGGAACAGGGUGGCACCAUGUCCCGCAGCGGCAUGCUCGACCUCGACCUCGGGCUGGACGACGACGACGACCCCUCGCCGCGCCGCCCGCGAGGGCGGGGCGUGGAGUCCACGCAGGAUCUCCUGUCGGGCAGCCGGGACCUCACGAUGCUGGGCGGCGGCGCCGGCACCAGGAGGAGGGCCCGUGGCAGCGGUUUCUUCGGCGCCAGCGGCGGCUCGGACCCCCUCGACGCCCUGAAGGCCCACGUGACCCAGCAGCAUCAGGCGACCAGCGCUGAGCAGGAGGCCGAGGCGGAGGCCCAGCGCCAGUUCGAGCUCGAGAUGCAGGCGGCCCUCGGCGUCGCCGGCCUGUCGACUGCGGCCGCUGCCGGGUCGCGGGGGCCUCCGGCGCACGCGUCACGCGGGCGCACGCCGGCGCACUCCGGGGAGCCCAGCGAAGGCGGCGGUUCGGACCUGAACGACCUGCUGGACAAUAUCGAGGGCAACAUGAGCGGCUCUGCGGCCGCGCGCCAGCCCAGGCCGGCGCGCGGUACCCCGCUGGACGACGACAGCGGGGCGCCGUCCCGCUCCCGCACGCCGCCGGUAGACGACGAGUUCGAGCGCGCCUACGGCGGGCCGCCCAGGUCGCGAGCCGCGCAGGCCGAGGAUGUGUCGCCGGGCCGCCCGCCGAUCCCUGGCGGGCGCAGGGCCCGCCCCAGCGUCCUCGGGGACAGCGCCUCUGGGCUGGCGAACCUCUCCGCCGUGCGCCAGGGCUCCAACGCGCCGUCCGAGGCCGAGGGCUCGCUGGGCGGCCCCGACGCGAGCCCGGGCACGGGCUUCUUCGGCAGCGACGCAGGCGGCGCGCCCUUCGGCGGCGGCACGCCGGGCCCCUCAGCCUCAGCCUUCUCGGUGGAGCUCGACGACAGCCGACUCCGGCGCAGGACGAUCGGUAAGCCCAAGGCGAAGGCCAAAGCCGCCCCCGAGCCCUCGCCGGCCUCGAGCCUCCCGGCGGCGGCGGCGCAGCCGGAGCCCGCGGCAGCGGAGCCCGCGGCGCACCGAGCCCCCGAGCCCGCAGCCAGAGCCCCCGCCGCCGCGCCGACGGCCUCUGCGAUGUACGACGACGACGACGACGAGGACGACGGCGAACUGCUGGACCUGCCCAUGGGCGACUCGAGCGGCCCAGCGGCGCGGCUGGCGCAGGCGGGGCCCGCGGCCGCCCUCUCGGCGCCGCCCGCGCGGCCGCCGCCAGCGGAGCCGGCCGCUGCCGCGGGCGAGGACGCGGAGCUGCCGGAGUUCCUGCUCGGCGGAGCCCGCGAGCGGCGGCCCCGCCGCGGCGAGGCCACGCCGCCAGGGUCUUCCGCGCCCGGGACGGCGUCGAGCCAGGCCGCCGCGGCCCUCGCGGCGGACGACGACGUGGCGCUGCCAGACUUCCUGCGCGGCGGCGGGGGGCGCUCGCCGGCGGCGACCGCGUCCGAGGCCACGUCGCGCAGGGUCGGCCUGCCCGCGGCCUCGGUCUCGGCGGGCAUGGACCUGGGCUUCACUGCGGAGGACAUGGAUGCAUCUGACAAGAGCCUGAGUGCAGAGGCCGCGCCGUCCGCCCUGGGCCUCGGCGGCAGGGCUGUGCCGGCAGCCGCCGUGGUCGCCUCGGCCGCCUCGGCGAGCGCCUCGCUGAGCGCGGCGGGCGUGCCGCAGGCCACGACCGAGUCCGGCGCCCUGGAGGCCCCCCCCUCCCGGCGGCCAGGCGCCGCCGCCGCGGCGGUGGUCACCGCAGUUUAUGUUCUUGCCAGCGGAGCCACGGGCUGA
This is a messenger RNA of Prorocentrum cordatum, 1894 nucleotides long. NCBI's taxonomy places the organism in Eukaryota, Dinophyceae, Prorocentrales, Prorocentraceae. The record is from the annotation of a GenBank genome assembly.